AUGGAGGACGUGUUUGGAGACGGCUUAUUUCCAGGACCUCCCGUGACAGACAGGCCAGCUGUUGUCCUGGCUGGCAUCUUGUUUCUGCUGUGCCUGAUGGCAGUGGCCGGUAAUGGCUUCAUCACGGCCGUGCUGGGCAUUGAGUGGCUGCAGCGGAGGAAGCUGUCCCCCUGUGACAAGUUGCUGGUCAGCCUGGGGGCCUCCCGCUUCUGUCUGCAGUGGGUGGUGAUAGAGAAGAAUGUCUACUUCUUCCUCCACCCCAGGGCCUUCCCCUACACCCCCCUGACGCAGGUCUUCUCCUUCCAGUGGGACUUCUUAAACGCAGCCACGCUCUGGUUCUCCACCUGGCUCAGCGUCUUCUACUGCGUCAAGAUCUCCACCUUCACGCAUCCGACCUUCCUCUGGCUCAAGCAGAAGGUGUCAGGGUGGGUACCGUGGAUGCUGCUCAGCUCCCUGGGCCUCUCCAGCUUCAGCACCCUCUUCUUCCUCUUCGGCAACUGGCAGGUAUACCAGGAUCACCUGCGGAGAGACCGUCACACACACAACGUGACCAGGGACAGCACCAGGAGGUUCUACGAGCGGUUCUAUUUCUUCCCGCUGAAGGUGGUCACCUGGAUGUUGCCCAUGACCCUCUUCCUGGUCAGCAUGAUUAUGCUCUUCACGUCUCUCAGCCGCUAUGCCAAGAAGGCCCUCCUGACCAUGUCGAGGUGUCGGGACACCCGCGCCCGGGCCCACCUCAGGGCCCUGCUGGCCCUCGUCUCCUUCACGGUCCUCUUCGCCUCCUACCUCCUGUCACUGCUGCUCAGUGCUGUGGGUAUCCCCCCGUCCCAGGAACGUCAGUACUGGAUGAGUGAGGUGAUGACCUACACGUGCUCAGCCACACACUCCAUCACCCUGCUCCUGAGCAACUCCAGGCUCCGGGCUUUACUAUGGCAGCGAUGCCGCCAGCUCCGGGCACCGGGCGUCCUGAGUGACAAGUCCCAGAGAGGCUGA
Elephantulus edwardii (Cape elephant shrew) is the source of this 993-nucleotide messenger RNA. RefSeq names its product taste receptor type 2 member 60-like (gene TAS2R60). The coding region runs from base 1 to 993 and encodes 330 amino acids. Gene Ontology annotation, molecular function: bitter taste receptor activity; G protein-coupled receptor activity. The transcript has a single exon. Gene Ontology annotation, cellular component: membrane. The record is from RefSeq and is a predicted model, not a curated record. Lineage: Eukaryota; Metazoa; Chordata; Mammalia; Macroscelidea; Macroscelididae. Gene Ontology annotation, biological process: detection of chemical stimulus involved in sensory perception of bitter taste; G protein-coupled receptor signaling pathway; sensory perception of taste.